AUGGGCCCGCUCCUCUACCUUUCUCCACUUAAAUACCGGGCUUCGCUUUGCAUGGUGUGGGGCUUGAACCUGCGACCUAAGCCACAAAUCCUCCACUUUUUGCCAUUUGAGCUAGGCCUUGGGGACUUUGGCGAAGCGAUAGGAUCAAAAAUGAGGAGGAAUGAGGAUUUCCGAGACAAGGUGGGAGAUGCCUCCAUUGUGGACAAGACGAGGAAAGCAAGACUAAGAUGGUUUGGGCAUGUGAUGAGGAGAAGUGCAGAGGCCCCAGUGAGGAGGUGUGAGAGGUUGGAUGUAGUGGGUAAGAGGAGAGGUAGUGGUAGGCUGAAGAACUAUUGGGGAGAGAGGUGA
This is a messenger RNA of Solanum stenotomum, 348 nucleotides long. RefSeq lists its product as uncharacterized. The coding region runs from base 1 to 348 and encodes 115 amino acids. The record is from RefSeq and is a predicted model, not a curated record. NCBI's taxonomy places the organism in Eukaryota, Viridiplantae, Streptophyta, Magnoliopsida, Solanales, Solanaceae. The transcript has 2 exons.